This is a messenger RNA of Prorocentrum cordatum, 714 nucleotides long. Lineage: Eukaryota; Dinophyceae; Prorocentrales; Prorocentraceae. The record is from the annotation of a GenBank genome assembly.
AUGGCCGUGGCCUUCGGCCUGAAUCACAAUGGCCGGUGCAAUGUGCCGGCGCUGGACGGUGGCCUGAGCUACACGCAGGUCGCUGCGGGAGGCUUCCACACGGUGCUGCUCAGGAGCGACGGCACGGCCGUGGCCUUCGGCUGGAAUGGUCGUGGCCAGUGCAACGUGCCGGCGCUGGACGGUGGCUUGAGCUACACGCAGGUCGCCGCCGGAGGGGCCCACGCGGUGCUGGUCAGGAGCGACGGCACGGCCGUGGCCUUCGGCUCGAAUCAAGAUGGCCAGUGCAAUGUGCCGGCGCUGGACGGUGGCCUGAGCUACACGCAGGUCGCCGCGGGAGGCUCCCACACGGUGCUGCUCAGGAGCGACGGCGCGGCCGUGGCCUUCAGCGAGAAUUACGCUGGCCAGUGCAACGUGCCAGCGCUGGACGGGGCGCCGACGUACACCGCGCGCCUGCUCGUCGGCGCGACGCUGCUCCUGCAGGCGUCGCUCGACGGCGGCGCGGUGCGCUUCCUGACCCUGGGCGGGGUGGAGCGCUGCCGGGUGCGGGCGGCGCCUGGCGCGCCGCUCGCUGGCGUGCGCGACUGGCUGGCGGGCGAGCUGGGCGCGGGCAGGCUGGGCCCCGGGCUCGGCCGCGCCGACGCGGCCCUGCCAGGCGGACGGCUCCUGAGCGGGGCCUCGGCGGGCGAGACCGUCGCGGACGCCUUCGGGUUGUAG